Messenger RNA from Mobula hypostoma (lesser devil ray), 977 nucleotides. RefSeq names its product immunoglobulin lambda-1 light chain-like. The record is from RefSeq and is a predicted model, not a curated record. The transcript is spliced from 3 exons. Gene Ontology annotation, biological process: immunoglobulin mediated immune response. Gene Ontology annotation, cellular component: IgG immunoglobulin complex; blood microparticle. Bases 10 to 747 code for a protein of 245 amino acids. Gene Ontology annotation, molecular function: antigen binding. Lineage: Eukaryota; Metazoa; Chordata; Chondrichthyes; Myliobatiformes; Myliobatidae.
UCCGCAGGCAUGUCCCGGAUGCUGCAUCUCCUGUGGGCUUUACUGGUUCAUUUAUCAGGUAUCCAAGCGGUCCCAGUCCUCAACCAGACACCAAUGUCCGGUCCCGUCUCCGCGGGACAGACCGCCCGCUUAGAGUGCCGGAUGCAGAACGGGAAUAUUGGAAGUUACUACAUGAACUGGUACCGACAGCGUCCCGGGGAGAGACCGGAGUGGGUGAUUAGACACGAUCCACAGGGCGAUGAUGAAAUAUACCGAGGGAAUGGGAUUACAACCCGUUUCCAACCUUCUAGAGACACCUCCAGCAACAGUCACAUCCUGACCAUCGGCAGCUUGGAGCCCCGGGACUCUGCUGUCUAUUACUGUGGGAUGUGGGAUAAUGGAGCUAUCUUCGGUCCAGGAACUAUCCUCGAUAUAAAAAGUAGCGAGUCCCGGAGGCCCUCGGUUCUCCUGCUCCCUCCCUCCGCGGUAGAGACCGGCUCGGGUUCGGCUACUCUGUCCUGCCUGGUGAGCGGCUUCAAACCGGGCUUGGUAGCGCUUCGCUGGAGCGUGGAUAACGUCGAGACGGAGAGCGGGGUGACGACAGGCACCGCGUCACCGGAUACCGACCAGACCUACAGGCUGAGCAGCUACCUGCGGGUGUCCGCUGCUGCCUGGAAAAAAGGUUCCAUUUAUUCCUGCACCGUGAGCCACAGCUCGCUGAGCUCGCCUCUGCGUCACACCAUCUCUUCGUCGGCCUGUUCGCAGUGAGACCGCGCCGGUUGGCAGCACCCGUGAAUUGUUUGCCCUCGCUGGGACUGUGCAGCCGCCUUCUGUAAUGUAAUUGUGUCUUAAUAUCCACUUCUACGAACAAACAAAUUGUUAAUUAUUUCAGAAAUGAGCGCGAUGAUUGUCCGUCUUUUGCGACGCGUAGAAUUGUAUCCAAUGUGCUGAGUCUGAUUUCCGCUACGUGUAGAAUGGGGAGAGCUCCCCAUGACUAU